Auxenochlorella protothecoides is the source of this 549-nucleotide messenger RNA. RefSeq names its product Seed maturation protein PM36-like protein. Gene Ontology annotation, cellular component: cytosol. The transcript is spliced from 3 exons. Bases 1 to 549 code for a protein of 182 amino acids. The record is from RefSeq and is a predicted model, not a curated record. Lineage: Eukaryota; Viridiplantae; Chlorophyta; Trebouxiophyceae; Chlorellales; Chlorellaceae.
AUGGGUUUUGCCGGUGACCUCAUUGCUCAGCACGCCGAGGCAUGGCGAGACAGCGUUCGCGCCCCAUUCCUGGACCGGUGCAAGGAUGGGAGCGUGGAUCCCAGGGAUUUUGAGACCUGGCUCAUUCAGGAUUUCUUUUUCGCGAGGGAAUGCACCCGAUUCAUCGCACUUAACGUCGCCAACGCCCCGUUCAAGCUCUUCCCCACCCUACUCGGAGGCCUCACCGCCAUUGACGACGAGCUCCAGUGGUUCCAGGGGGAGCUUGAAAAGCGGAAUGUCAUCGUCGAGGAGCACAACCCCCUUCCCACCUGUGCACAGUACAUUGAGUACCUCAACAAGAGCACGGGUAUACCCUAUGCCGUUCAGCUCACAAUCCUGUGGGUGGUGGAGAAGGCCUACCAUGACUCAUGGCGACUAAACAGUCCCAUGGAGGAGCCGUACGGCACGUAUGCUCAGCGCUGGGCCAGCGACGCAUUUGCAGAGUACAUCCUAGCCCUGGAGGGCCAUCUGGACACCCUCAUGGAGACGGAGGGCAGCGCAGUCAGGUGA